Molecule: messenger RNA, 702 nt
Organism: Cotesia congregata
Lineage: Eukaryota; Metazoa; Arthropoda; Insecta; Hymenoptera; Braconidae
Source: the annotation of a GenBank genome assembly
AUGGAGUGGCUCUUUGGAAAACGGGUAACACCGGAUGAAAUGCUUCGUAAAAAUCAACGGGCAUUGAAUAAAGCAAUGAGAGAUUUAGAUCGUGAAAGACAAAGGAUGGAACAACAAGAGAAAAAAAUAAUAGCUGAUAUUAAAAAAUUAGCUAAAGAAGGACAAAUGGAUGCUGUUAAAAUCAUGGCUAAAGAUUUAGUUAGAACACGAAGAUAUGUUAAAAAAUUUAUGUUAAUGAAAGCGAAUAUUCAGGCAGUUUCAUUAAAAAUACAAACGUUAAAAUCUCAAAAUACAAUGGCAAAUGCUAUGAAAGGUGUUACUAGAGCUAUGCAGAAUAUGAACAAACAACUAAACCUACCUCAUAUACAAAAAAUUUUGCAAGAAUUUGAAAAACAAUCUGAAAUAAUGGAUAUGAAAGAAGAAAUUAUGAAUGAUGCUAUUGAUGAUGCAAUGGAAGAUGAAGGUGAUGAAGAAGAAAGUGAUGCAGUAGUAGCGCAAGUCUUGGACGAACUUGGUCUCCAACUAACCGAUCAAUUAUCUGGAUUGCCUCAAGCUACAGGCUCUCUCAGUAUUGCUGGUUCUAAGCAGCCUGUAGCAACAGCGGCUGGUGCCGGCGGAGAAGAUACUUCGGGUGGAGGCGGCAAUCUUCCAGAUGCAGAUGCAGAUCUUCAAGCAAGAUUAGAAAAUCUGCGAAGAGAGUAG